Messenger RNA from Phytomonas sp. Hart1, 1021 nucleotides. Lineage: Eukaryota; Euglenozoa; Kinetoplastea; Trypanosomatida; Trypanosomatidae. The record is from the annotation of a GenBank genome assembly.
AGACCAAAACGAUUAUUUCUUUCGUUUAAUCAGGCAUGUCCUCUUUCACUGAGAAUCGGUACUGUCAAGAUAAAUUUUAUCGAAUUCAGCGCGAUUCGCCUCUGAUAGUCUUUACUACCAGCUCAUCGCAGACGAUGGUGCAGGAGAAUGGCGAUCCCAAUAGUAGCGCCUACAUCGCCGGGUCUGCUGCCCUACGCCAUGAAAGCAAACUCCAUCGUAAAUCUCAUUUUCGUCACCAUGCCGACGAAGAAGCUUCUCCUCUGCAUUUUUAUUCAUGUGAGGUUCACGCUCACCCUUCCACUUUCCACAAGGUAAAAUCACGCGCUGUCAUUGAUCACCUUUCUGGCUCCGGCGCCGUUGUCAAGGACGACGUGGACGAUGGACGGCCGUGGUUCUUUCGUUCCCAUGCGCCCUUGCCUGGUGCAUGAUAUAAACUUGGGAAGAAUGUGGAAUUACAGUUUGAUAAAUUAAAAAAAAAAUGAACCUGCGGUGCGUCGUCCACGUAAUUUCGUUACGUGAAAAUGUUCAAUAAUACGGGCGAGGAAUCUAUGGCGAAACUAAAAGACUACGCAUAUUAUAUGUUCCACAUUAGCAACGGUUUGGAAUCGCACGUAGGGGUUACACACUGUGCGAAAGUGUUAAACUGGCAACUUAGAUAAUGUGUAUAUAAGCUAUAUGGGAUUCAAGAUAAAUCUUGGAUAACAAUAAUGAUAGAUAUUAUUCUUACAAUCAUAGAAUCAUCUCUAUAAUUAAUUUGCAACUUGUAAAUAACUUAGAAAAAAAAGCAAUUGCAUUAAUAUCAUCGUACUGAGUCUGCUUACAAUGAAGAACUGUUAUAGGGGACUGAUUUAUUACAACACAUACACUCCUACAGCUCCUUUAAUUGUGUGUUCUUCUUUCUUUUUACGGUAUUUAUCUAAUCUGAUUAUAUUUAUCUACUUUUUGUACUGCGUAUUUUGUGAUAAAACCUACCUUUUUAUAUCACGUUUUUAUUAUUGAUCUCUCGGAAAACACUAAAAAA